AUCCCUUUCCUUAAAUGCUAAGAAUGAUUGUGGUAAUUAAGCACCCCUGCCACUGUUUCUAUAUCAAUGGUGGGCAUGAAGAUGUUUUUAAUGCAGGGUGUUUUGGUGAUCCUUUUAGUUGCUUCCUCUUUUGGACAUAAAGUGAUCGACUGUACACUUAAUGCGGUCACUAUACAGUGGAGGCCGGCAUUAAACUCUGACCAAAAGCUGGACCUUUCCAAAGCUCACCUAGGGACUUGUCCUCCCUCGAGUAUAUUUAUCGAAGAUGACGUGCUGCUGUUCUCCGUCUGGCUUCAUGACUGUGGUUUUAAAGAAGUGGUGAGUGAGGACAGAGUGACAUACACCAACUUGCUGACUUAUAACCUGCAUGCCAGUCUUCCUCUGAUUACUGAGCCUGUGGAGUGUGUUUAUGAUCGAUAUAGCAGUAGUGCUGAUGUGAAUAAUGUAAAACGUGAUCUCGUCUUCACUCUGGAGUUGAUGAACAAUGAUUUUAAUGGGCCUGCUCCAUUCACCAUGUUCACAUUCGACACCAGAAUUAACAUCCUGGCCAAAGUGCAACAGCAGGACCUCCUUGCACCUGUGCAGAUUUACCUGCAGAGCUGCAUGUUAGCAAACACCACGGACCUCACUCAGGCCAGCCAGCUGCAUACACUUAUUUCUGAUGCUGGCUGCCUUAAAGAAAGCAAAGAAGGAAAUGCCAAGUUCUUGCCCAGACGGGAUCCUACAGAAAUUCGCUUUUAUUUCCAACCCUUCAAAUUUGCCACUGGAGAACAAGUGUUCCUUCAUUGUGACAUGGCCACAUUGGAUCUUCAGACCUUUAGUGUCACUCAAAAAGCCUGCCAAUAUUUACAACACCAAAACAGGUGGGAGCUUCUGGAUGAUCCAGCCCAAAGUGAUCUCUGUAGCUGCUGCGACUUCACUUGUAUAGACGGCACUAACUCAGAGUCUGGAAUAUAUACACACAGGGUUCUAGGUCCUUUUGCAAUGGUUGAUUCCCAAUCUAGUGCAUCAGAUGAGUCAUUCUGGCCUGCUGAACAAGAACUAGGAGGAGUUCCCAUAUGGGUUGUUGCACUUACUGUUUGCCUGGUGUUGAUCUUGAUGGCUGGAGCCAUUGCAACAAGCUACUACCUGUGUUUUUGGAGGGGUGGAAGGAUGGGAUACCGGCCAAGUCGAGAACUUCUCAAUAAAUAUUAAGCUUCUUGAUUAAAAA
This is a messenger RNA of Silurus meridionalis, 1210 nucleotides long. Its product is annotated as zona pellucida sperm-binding protein 3-like. Gene Ontology annotation, molecular function: acrosin binding. The record is from RefSeq and is a predicted model, not a curated record. Gene Ontology annotation, cellular component: extracellular matrix. The coding region runs from base 67 to 1194 and encodes 375 amino acids. NCBI's taxonomy places the organism in Eukaryota, Metazoa, Chordata, Actinopteri, Siluriformes, Siluridae. Gene Ontology annotation, biological process: binding of sperm to zona pellucida; egg coat formation; positive regulation of acrosome reaction. The transcript has 10 exons.